GGAUUUGCUCCUCUCCCCCUCCCUUCCUACGGGGCUGGCUUCCCCGCCGCCACUAUUUAUGCAUCGCGUUAUCGGUUCCUGAAGAUCUGCAGCAGAGAGGUUUGUGUAAACUGCCGAGGAGAUUCCAGCCCGAGCGCGGUAACCGGUUCCUGCGCCGCUCUUCCCGUCAGACGGGUUUGUUUGACUUCCCCCGGGAGGGCUGGAGAGGGUGGCACGGGGCUUAUCGCUGGCGCCAGAAGGUGUUUCUGCCCAGAGGGCGGCCGUGCCCACGGCCAGUUCCUUGUUUGUCAGGCUGGGGCAUUUAUUGUCCUUGCACACCGACGAGCAGGGUGCUGCUGCUCAGGAGGAACGCGUGUUGGGCCCCUGCAGGAUGGCAAAUCCCCGCUGCUGACUCCGUGGCCUAGGGUGCCUCCAGGAGCUCAUGCUGGCGGUGGUGCCGGGCCAUCCCCAGCACCAUCAUGGUGCCAGCCUUUCACGCCUCGCCGUCCCACCUCUUCGCAGGGAUCACAGCCACAAACGCUGCGGUGACCUCAGCUCUCCCCACCUCCCUGACGCCUGUGGGGACUCCAACGCUGCUGCCCACCACCGCUGCCUCCACCGACACAGCCUCCCUGCCUACCUCCAGCCCUGAAACAGGAGCCUCCACCCCAGAGAUGUCCAGCAUGCCGAUGGAUGCCUUCAUGAGCAGCGCUGUGCCGACCUGGGGCAGCAGCCUGGCAGCCCCCAGCAGCCCCCCGUCGGAGGUGGGGGACAGUGUGGGUUCUCCUGCCAGCACCACGCUGCUCCCUUAUGCCACCAGCACACGGCCGGGGCUCACCGCCGCCACCACCACCGCCACCACACCUCCAAGCCCAACCUCCGCAGCCACGACACCCACCUGGUCUGAGGCGGCAGCUGGCAUGUCAGCGGGGACCAGCGCGUCCCCAGCUCCGAGCAUCACCUCGGCAGGAACUGCGAGCAGCGCGCUGCCCCCCCUUCACUCCACAUCUCUCCCCUCUACCUCGCUGGGCACCGCGCUUGGCGCAAGCGCCAGCAAAGGGCCAGCUGUAACCACACCGCUCAGCAUCACGCCCCCGGGGAGCGGCAGUCCCUCUCUUCCCACCGCACCAACCUCUACAACCCCCCUGGACACCACAACCGACACCACAACCCCCUCGCACCCCAGCACAGGGGUCCCCAGGAGCACCCCAACUCCCAGCCAGCCACCAGGGACCGCCACCGGGACCGUGGGGACAUCCCCGGACACCCCCCAGAGCCCUGGUGCCACCACAGAGACCACGGCGCUGCAGCCCACCACCGCCUCCACCGGCACAGCCUCCGCUCCUCCCUCCAGCCCUGAAACAGGAGCCUCCACUCCAGAGACACCCGGCACACCCCCGGGGAGCAGCAGUCCCUCUCUUCCCACCGUAGCCCCACACACAGCUGCACCAGCCGAGCCCUCGACAGCCCCUCAGGACACCACAGCCCCCUCCCACACCAGCACAGGGGUGCCCGGGAGCACCCCAACUCCCAGCCAGCCACUGGGGACCACAGAUGGGACCAGCCCUGGUACCUCCACCCUGACCACGGGGACAACCCCGGACACCCAGGCGUCACCCCAGAGCCCCGGUGCCACCACAGGCACGGAGCCUUCCUCCCCUGCCACCAACUCAACCCAGAGCCCAAACAACACCUCCAGCACCUCCACAGCCCUGCCGAUGGCACAGCCCGCCUGCCCCGGCAUCAUGAGCCCAGUCAGGGAGUCCCACAUCUUCCUGUCGAUGCGUCUGGCCAGCCCCCUGGGCCUCGGGAACACAAAUGUGCAGGACCUGAUCGUGUCCGAGCUCCAACACAGGCUGCAGGUCAGGUUCCCGCACGCCAACUUCACGAUGCAGUGGAGAGGGAAGAAACCCUGAGCGCUGCCCCUCGCCCGCCGAGGUCCUGCUGGGCAGGGACCCGAGCCAGCCCCCAGCCUCCUGCUCGCCGCUCCUCGUCCCCCACCGCUGUGUCCCUCGGGGGCGAUCUGCACGGAUCCUGCUGAACCUGGGUCCCCCGGGACCCCCGGUGCCCGCCUGCACCCCUCUUGCCUGCCUCCCCGCAGCCUCACUGCAUCCCACCCCACGCUGCAGCCCCCCAGCCACCCGUGGCACUGAGGAAGACGAGGAAGGAGCCCCUGCAGCCCGUUGUCAGCCCGUGUGCUCCGAAAUAAGCAGAUUUCAGGACCUGGCUGGCUGCGGGGGCACAGCCGGGGGGGGCCCAUGUCAGUGCUCUGCUCCCCCACCGGCUGGUGGGGCAGCUGCGUGCACCGUGGGGCUGUGGAAAUCCCGUGGGCUGAAAUCCUUCCCUGGUUUUUUUCCAGUCCCCGGCUAAGGAGACGGCCGCAGCAUCUAUCCCCCUGCAGCAAAGUCAUUUAUUAACUGAUUAAUUAGCCAGAUAAAAUCAGGCCGAAGCAGUUAUUACCCUAAGCAAGUCACCUCGCGGAGAGAUUAAAAAGUGAAAUAAUUACCAAAA
Messenger RNA from Cygnus olor (mute swan), 2490 nucleotides. Its product is annotated as mucin-7-like. The transcript has 5 exons. The record is from RefSeq and is a predicted model, not a curated record. Bases 459 to 1895 code for a protein of 478 amino acids. Lineage: Eukaryota; Metazoa; Chordata; Aves; Anseriformes; Anatidae.